Bradysia coprophila is the source of this 3739-nucleotide messenger RNA. It is a transcript of the gene pAbp, whose product is annotated as poly(A) binding protein. NCBI's taxonomy places the organism in Eukaryota, Metazoa, Arthropoda, Insecta, Diptera, Sciaridae. Gene Ontology annotation, molecular function: RNA binding. The record is from RefSeq and is a predicted model, not a curated record.
UCGAUCUGAACGAAACCAGUAUUCAUUGCAAUCCACUUCGAAAUCUCCAUUAUUCUUUCAUGUGAGGUUGUGCAUAGUAGAGACCACAAGGCCCGCACAGCCAAGUCACAUUUUGUGAAUAAAAAAAUAAUAAAAAAACAAAAAAAAAUAAAAAAAACUUAAUAAAAACCCUAAAAAAAAUCGCAAAAGUAGUGAAAAAACAACAUACUCUAAUUAGAUACAAAAAAAAACGUGUGUGUGACUAAUUCAUUGCUACCGAUUUCUUUACGUUGUAUGAAUAAUUUGUCAAUUGAUUAUUUUCAUCAUUUAAACAUUCUUGAUUGCUGGUGUGAAGCUAUUAUAAAACACAAAUUUUCAACAAAAGAAUUUCUUCAAAUUCGUGUAAAAAGAAUAAAUUUUCAAGAAAAUGGCGUUGGCGUCUUUAUAUGUAGGUGAUUUACAUCCGGAUAUCACCGAAGCAAUGUUAUUCGAGAAAUUUUCCUCAACUGGGCCAGUUCUGUCUAUUAGAGUAUGUCGCGACGUGGUUACGCGUCGUUCUCUUGGCUAUGCAUACGUCAAUUUUCAGCAGCCUGCCGACGCUGAACGUGCCUUGGACACAAUGAAUUUUGAUUUAUUGAAAGGACGCCCAAUACGCAUUAUGUGGUCUCAACGUGACCCGUCGCUUCGUAAAUCCGGCGUGGGUAACGUGUUCAUUAAGAACCUGGACAAAGCCAUUGACAAUAAGGCAAUGUACGAUACGUUUUCGGCGUUUGGCAACAUUUUGAGCUGCAAGGUUGCCCAAGAUGACAAAGGUGUUUCGAAGGGAUAUGGAUUCGUACAUUUUGAAACGGAGGAGGCAGCGUCGAUGUCUAUCGAAAAAGUAAACGGUAUGUUACUCAACGACAAAAAGGUAUUCGUUGGCCGCUUCAUUCCGCGCAAGGAACGCGAGAAGGUUCUCGGCGAGAAGAACAAGUUAUUCACAAAUGUCUACGUCAAAAACUUCGGUAAUGAUGUGUUGGACGAAACGCUGGAAAAGAUGUUCGGGCAAUACGGUAACAUAACGAGUCACAAAGUUAUGUCCAAAGAUGAUGGCCAAUCGUGUGGAUUCGGUUUCGUUGCAUUCGAAAAUGCUGAAGCUGCCGAAGCUGCUGUGCAGGCACUGAAUGGUACAGAAUUAUCGAAUGGAAAAGUUUUGUAUGUCGGCCGAGCACAGAAGAAGGCUGAACGACAAAUGGAAUUGAAACGUAAAUUUGAGCAACUGAAAAUUGAGCGUUUGAACCGUUAUCACGGUGUCAAUUUGUACGUCAAGAAUCUUGACGAUACCAUCGAUGACGAUCGUUUGCGCAAAGAAUUCCACAGUUUCGGAACCAUUACAUCGGCAAAGGUGAUGAUGGAAGAUGGUCGCUCAAAGGGAUUCGGUUUUGUUUGCUUCUCCGAUCCGGAAGAAGCAACAAAAGCUGUUACCGAAAUGAAUGGAAGAAUCUGCGGAACAAAACCGUUGUACGUUGCAUUAGCUCAGCGUAAAGAAGAACGUAAAGCUCAUUUGGCCGCACAAUACAUCAACCGUCUGUCGAACAGUCGCAUUACACAAAUGGGCAUGAUGUAUCCACCAAAUGCUGCAAGCGGAUACUUUGUACCGCACAUUCAGCCGCAACGUUUCUAUGGCCCACAAGUCCAACAAAUUCGCAACACUCCCCGAUGGGCCGCACAACCAGUUCGUCCAUCAAGUGGACAGAAUGUUAACGCUGCCGUUGCCGUCGCCAGUGGCUAUCCGAAUAUGGGCGCAUCAGCUGCAUCGUCCCAAUUCCGUCAAGGUGCUGGAGGUGUUCGCGGACCACAAGGCAUUGCCGGAAGUCAGGCUGCACAAGCCAAUUCAGUCUUGCGAAACCCAGCUCGACCAAUCACUGGACAGCAACCAGCUGGAGGAAUUCAGUCCCGUCCAAUGCCGACACAGGUGCCACCAGCCAAUCAAGCUCGUACGCAGAGUUUCAAGUACACAAACAGCAUGCGCAAUCCACCAACUCAAAACGUUGCUAUGGUUCCAUCCCAAACAAAUGUUCAAGCUGUACAUGUCAAAGGUCAAGAACCGCUCACAGCAACAAUGUUGGCGGCUGCUCAACCAUCUGAUCAAAAGCAAAUGCUUGGUGAACGCUUGUUCCCCAUCAUCGAACAGAUGAAUCCGGCUGCAGCUGGUAAAAUCACCGGCAUGUUGUUGGAAAUUGACAAUUCGGAAUUGUUGCACAUGUUGGAGAACCGGGAAUCGCUUAAAGCGAAAGUUGAAGAGGCCGUUGCCGUACUUCAAGCUCAUCAAGCCAAGAAGGCUGUUACCGCUCCCGGAAAUCUGGAAUAAAAAUUUACAUCUCCAUCGAUGAAAAUGCAAUCAAUCCAAGUUUAAAAUUAAUGAAUUCCGAUUAACAUUUGAAAAUUAAAUAUUUUUUUUUCUUCCUAUCUUCGGCGGGGAUGUAAUUUGGAUUGUUUGAAACAUACAAACAUUCUCCACCAAAAAUUUUGUUUACUCGAUACACCUAUGUUCAUUUAAAUUUAAAUUUUGUUUUCAGCAUUAACAUUAUUUCCACUUGAUGAAACUUACAACCACAACAAGAAAACUUAAAAAAAAAAUACAUUUUCAAUGAAUCGACUCCUUUUCAAGCUUAUCUUUUCUUUCGUGGAGCGGGAAUCGAUAAAGUCUAAAAUGUAGAUGUGAAAAUUAACAAACUUUUCUUUUUUAUUUAAAUGAUGAAAACCAUACAAUGAACCUAAGUAAAAAAAUAAUAAAAAAAAAAAAAAUAUGAAAAAAAACCUUAAUUUGAAAUGGCUUUUGAAACAUGUAUGUGUGCACGUGUGUGUUUCCAAAUAUGAUUUCGAAUUAUGUGCGUCAAAAAAAUUGAAAAAAUGUGGACGAAAAAAAAACGCAAAAAAUCUGGCAACUCAGUCUAAACAAAAAAAUCGUAAACUUAUAAAAAAAAUCGUAAAAAAAAUAUAAAAAAUGAAGGAACCAUAAAAAAGAUGCAAACAAUCGCAACUGACAAGCAUGUAGAAGUUCCAAGUAUAAAAUGAAAUCCGUCAAUUUGAAUAAGACCCGAAGUUCUAAUAUCCUUUAGGCAUAGGGUCGACAAAAUGAGGAGUUCAAUUCAAACUCGGACGACACUAAACAAAUUUUUUAUUAUUUCUUUAAACUUUUUCUGUUUUUUACCUUUUCAUAUUUUUUUCCCUCUAACAAAGCAAAAUUGAAUUUUUGUGCAAGUAUUCUGUUUCUUGAAGAAGAAAAUUCUAAUUUUUUUUUGUUUAUUUUAAUUUGUAAAAUAAUAUACUUGUAGCGUUGCACCUAAACGAAAAUGGUUAAAAAAUUGAAAAAUAAAAAAUAGAAAAAAUGAAACAAAAAAACAAGAAAAAAAAACUAAAAAUCUACAACCAAGAAGUGCUUUGAAGUAUUGUGUGUUGUACGCGCAUUGUGGACGGCACAUACUUUUUACUGAUAAAAAAAGACGAAAAUUAGUGAACAAACACAGGUUGAAGCAACAGAAAUUUUUUUUCUCUAUUUCCAUCGAUCGAUCAGAUCAGUAAAAGUGAAAAUAAUUAAAAACAAAAGGAAAAGAAAAAACAACCCACUAAAGAACACCAUCAAAAAAGGAUUAUCUUGAUAAAAUUUAAAACAUCAAAUGAAAAUUUAAUAUAUUUAAACAAAAAAAAAACCAACCAAAAGCAAGCAAAACCGUGUCGGAACUUAAGUCAAAUUUCAAUUUCAAAUGAUAUUUUGGGA